Molecule: messenger RNA, 794 nt
Organism: Effrenium voratum
Lineage: Eukaryota; Dinophyceae; Suessiales; Symbiodiniaceae
Source: the annotation of a GenBank genome assembly
CGGGGUCGCCGGCGUGCCAAGUUGCCAUGGCCUUGGCCCCGUUUGGUCGCAUGGUCAGAUUCACUUACUACGCGGCUUGCAGUGAUCGGCUUUCUUGCGCCGAGAGGAUGCUGAUCCGAAUCGUAUCCCAUUUCGGCUCAGAACUGUAGAUGCACAGAGCCGAGGACUGCUAUGGGCUGCACGUCCUCCAGUGGCGCAACUGCUGACGGGUCUGAAGUUCCGAGAGCGAAGUAUGCGGCUGAAACUCCGGGCACGCCCAAGGCCAGCCCAUCCUGCCCGUCUAGACCACUGCCAACCUCAGGAGUGGUUCAGGAGAGCGAUGGCACUGAAGUCACGGCGCGUCCGAUGGGGCUCCUGCAAGACGCCGAUGGCGACGAGGCCCACGAGUUCUGGGAGGAGGACCCAAGGAGCCUCAGCCAAGGACCAGCGAAGGAAAACCCACAGCUUUCGCGAAGGCAACUCGGUCCGCGAAAGCUCCGCAGGUUGCCCUUUCAAGGGGCCGCCGCGAAAGCGCUGCAAAGGGUUGACGCAAAAGCCGCCGCGAAAGGAAACCACACGCGCGAAAGCUCCGCAGAGGACGGGUCAAAUGCAUCGAAUCUUUGCCAAGGAUCUUUUGCAGGUGCGCUGAAGGAGAUCUCUGUGACGUUUAGUGAGGAGUUGUUGAAGACGGAGCAAGCUCCAGACCACUUUCAAAGCAAAGCUUGAAAGUUGUUUCACGACCGCGAGUGCACCACUCAGUCAACGUAAAUGUGCGCUUGCCAGAUGGAAGUGUGUUGAAGUGUGUUGCAAUCCCG